GAGUUUCUCUUGUUUCUUGGUGUUGGAGGAAAAAAACACAGCAGCAGCCCCAUCAUCAGCAGACGCCAGCGAUCAGGAAGCUUUCUGAGGUAUGGUCCUGUGCUGAUGGCGCACUCUGAGCUGUUUGUGACAAGAGCGCCCCCUGUGGAGGGGAGAGCUGUGGAGCUGGAUGUUCUGAGCUUCCUGGACUCUUUUGGGGACGAAAACAGCACCGCAGAGAGAUGCUACCGCUCGCACUCCCGCAGCAGCGUCCUCCAGGGUCUGCCGUUUGGAGGGAUACCCACUGUCCUCGCCAUCAAUGUCGUGCUUUGGAUGUUCCUGUUACUCAUCUUCUCCUGUCUGAGGAAGGCUGCUUGGGACUAUGGCCGCCUGGCUCUGCUCAUGGAGAAUGACAGUCUCACGUCUUUGUUUUAUGGAGAACCAAGUGAGAAAGAGAAGUCUCCAUCAGAGUCUAGCCCCUCUGACUCUGAGACCAAGGACAUGGGCUUCUGCUCGUGGCUCUCAUCACUUUGCCAUAUGAAGGAUGAAGAGAUCCGUAGCAAAUGCGGCAUUGACGCCGUCACAUACCUGUCCUUCCAGCGCCACAUCAUCCUGCUCAUGACAGUGGUUUGCCUGCUGUCUUUGGCCGUGAUCCUGCCGGUCAACUUUUCCGGGAACCUCCUGGGAGACAGUCCUGAAAACUUUGGAAGAACAACACUGGCUAAUGUUAACGCAAAGGACAGCUUUCUGUGGCUCCACAGCAUCUUUGCUCUGGUCUACUUCAUCAUCACAUUGCUGUGUAUGGCUCACCACUUGAUCCGGCUGGAGUACAGAGAGGACGAGAAGGUAGCCAGGACACUGAUGAUAACCUCCAUACCAAGAGAGAUCUCUGAUCCAGGACUCAUCACCAAACACUUCCAUGAGGCCUACCCCAGCUGUACUGUCACUGAUAUCCGUUUCUGCUAUGAUGUCCACAAGCUGAUGAGGCUGGACUUAGAGAGGCGCAAGGCAAUGAAAGGAAGGCUGUACUUUGCCACAAAGGCCCAAAAGGAGGGAAAGAUCAUGAUCACGACUCACCCGUGUGCUCAGAUAUUCUGCUGCGACAUCUGUGGCUUUGAGAAGGUGGAUGCAGAACAGUACUACAGCGAGUUAGAAGAGAAGCGUACGGAUGAGUUUAAUGCUGAAAAGAACCGCAUCUCCAUGAAGAGGCUGGGCAUCGCCUUUGUGACUUUUCGUGAUGAGAGGAUGACUGCUGUAAUUGUGAAGGACUACGGUUUCGUUCGCUGCCGCCGCAGACCGCAGCAGUCCAGCAUCACCACUGUGGUGCAGUCGCACAAAUGGGGGGUCGGCUAUGCACCUGCACCUAGUGACAUCAUCUGGGAGAACCUGUCAGUGUGCGGAUCUCGCUGGUGGCUCCGCUGUGUUCUCCUCAACAUCCUCCUCUUCCUGCUGCUCUUCUUCCUCACCACCCCCGCCAUCAUUGUCAACACAAUGGACAAGUUCAACGUCACAAGGCCCGUGGACAGUCUGCGGAGCCCUGUCAUUACCCAGUUCUUCCCAACCCUCCUGCUUUGGGCGUUUUCGGUGCUCCUGCCCUUCAUCGUCUACUACUCAGCCUUCUUUGAGUCCCACUGGACCAGAUCUGGUGAGAACCAAGUAACAAUGCACAAGUGUUUUUUCCUGCUGGUCUUCAUGGUCAUCAUCCUGCCCUCACUUGGUCUGUCCAGCCUGGACCUUUUCUUCACAUGGCUCUUUGAUGUCCAUUUCCUGGAUGAGAAGGAGGUCAAAUUCCAGUGUGUGUUUCUUCCCGACAACGGUGCAUUCUUCGUAAACUAUGUGAUUACAUCCAGCCUGAUCGGCACAUCCAUGGAGCUGCUUCGUAUCCCAGCGCUGACGGUGUAUGCCCUCCGCCUCUGCUUCGCCAAGUCCCAAGCUGAGCGCAUUCAUGUCAGACGGAGUCAGGCCUAUGAGUUCCAGUUUGGCCUGGAGUACGCCUGGACCAUGUGUAUCUUUGCAGUCAGUAUGACCUACAGCAUCACAUGUCCCAUUAUAACGCCCUUUGGUCUCCUCUAUGUGAUCCUGAAGCACAUGGUCGACCGAUACAACAUCUACUAUGCAUAUGUUCCCACCAAACUCAGCCAGCGGAUCCACAGAGCAGCCAUCAGCCAGGUUAUCCUGGCUCCCAUCCUCUGCAUGUUCUGGCUGCUCUUCUUCUCUGUGCUCAGAUUAGGUCCAAUGCAUCCCAUCAGCCUCUUCACCUUAGUGUCCCUGCUCUCCUGUAUUGCCUUCUCCCUCUUCCGCUUGUGCCUUAGGAAGCAACCAGACAAGUCAACAAGCUACCAGAUGUCUGAUCAGCCGGCAGAGGGGACGUUCAGUGAUGGCGACAGAUCUACUGUAACAUCCACCACUGCCUCCAGUCUGUUUGUGGCGUCCGUGCUGCUGGAGCCAGAGCUGGCUUUGACUCCCAUGCCCUCCCCGGCCCACCACAGCUACGGCGCCAUGGCCAGCUCCCAGAGUUCAAGCCACGGCCCGGCAGAGGAAGAGGAGUGCGAGGAGGACCACGCCCAGACUCAUGAGACUGAGCUCCAAGAUCCCCCAGACCCCUACUGCUCCAGUCCACUUAUGGACAGCCCCGUUGGGUUCCAGUAACGCCAAAUCCCCCCCGAGCUAAUUCCACGUGUCCUUCACCUGUGGAUUGCUAAACGCCGCAAUGCUGACCUCAGACUCCAACUUAGCUGCCUCAGACCCUGAGACCAGACUGGGCUUGUUAGAGAGGAUGGAGAAGCUGAUGUGGAAAGAAGCUUAAGAAUACAGGAGCACGAUCCAUGUAAACAUCACUAUCUAUAUAUAUAUAGACAGCAGUUUGCCAAAACAUCUCGUGAACCUGUCUCAUGGACACAAACAUCAGUCUCCACAGAAGACACAUCCCUAAAUGUACAGAUUAUUUUAGUUGAACUAUUGGAUGCUCUGUGACAGGGAUUCUUCUUCUAUGGCUUCAUUUGCAAGUUAAAAAGGUUAAAAGAGACUGGGGUGGAAUUGCCUUGGGGUUGCUAUCACAGAUACUCUGUUCAUACUUGCCACUUGGACAUGAGCUGAGGUGAAAGUUCCCAUCAGAGUGGGUGGUGUGAGCAGGCUCGCCCCAGCAGACUGACAGAGUGGUCUGGGCGCGGGUGAUAUCUGGUUCCUCGGCGGCAGAGCUAGAGGAGGCUGAGGGUGAGGGCAGCUAGUUGUGAAGCCAUCUGCAGUGAGAGAGCAGACAGACGGAGGGCCAAGAUGUACUGUAAUAUAUGUACACACUCUCCAAGGAGGCACAAGCAGCUUGACUGUACCUGCAGCUUGUUGUAACUAUUAUCAAUUUAAGGUUGCUAUUUUUGCUACAGUAUUUUUGGUGUCAUUGAUAUUGUGCUUUGGGUUUGGGGCGUGGGCUACUGGAGGUUGUAUAAGGAUUUGCAGAGCUGUCCCAUCUUAAUCAGACUUUUCCCUUAUUAUGCUGUUUUGACUAUGUAUGUGAUCCAAUUAAAUUUUUGUUUAUUAUUUUAAAGGAAUAGCUCAACAUUUUGCUUAGACUGGUUUGCUUAAUGGCAUAGAGUUAGAUGAGAAAAUCGAUACCACUCUUAUGUCUGUACGGUACAUAAGAAGCUACAACCAGUUAGCCUAGCUUAGCAUGAAGACUGGAAACACUCACGUCACUACAGUAACUUACUGAAUUCUAUUUGUUAAAAAGUAGCAACUUCAGAGACUGAAAAUGAAGCCGACGCAGUGCUGAAAACUGCAGUUCCUCAAAUGGCCACUUGAGGCUGGCUCCAAAACAGUCUCCACAGACCCCCAUGUUACAAUGCCCAACUUUACAGUAGAAAUAAACAUGUUUACAGCCUAGUACAAAAACUUUUCUGGUCUUUAUAGCUAAUUCCAACAUUAAUGACAACUGUAUGUUUGUGAGUUUGUAUUUAACUCACCCAUUCACUUUUUUCUGAAGGCCUAAAGUUACGUAUAAUUAAGGGUGGAGCUGGUGGAGUGACCGGCUGUCUGCAAGGCUUCACCACAGUCUGUGAGUCAGAUCCACCCCUCGCUCCUCAACAGCUCCACAGUCUUUCCAAAUAUGGUUACCUCGGGUCACUUAUGACUCCAAAAAUCAAAGAAAGUGAUGGACAUAAUGCGGAACAGGAGUCCAUUAUUUUUAUACAGUUUAUGAUUGUCACCAAGCCCCAAAUAAGUGUGCCAGGCUUUGAAGCUAAUUUUACAUAGUGGCCAAACAUAGAAUUACAAUGUCAGGGUCUGUCACUUGAUGCCAUGGGCUCAAAAAGACUUUUUCCCGUAGACUUAAAUUGUGAAAGAAACGUCUGUAAGUCAGUGGAUAAAUGUUUUUGAGUGUCACAACCCCUGCAAAAUGAGUUGUUUAACUAUUGGGAUAUGAUACAGCCGAUCCGAUAACAUUCGAAAGUCGAGAAGAGCCACACAAUUAAAUCAUUUUAUCCUCACUCAAGUUAGCGGAGUGCUAAACUGAAAGUUAGCCGCUGCUCUAUGGAAAAUUCAGGUAAUUUCAUACCACAAAAAUCAAGCUUUAUCAGCUUCAUGUGCCACUGAGCCCCCCCAAAAAACAUACAUUUUACACGUUAGUUUUACUAUGAAUUAAACAAAUGUGAUAUAGCAUGUUAUUUAUUAAGCUUUAAAGGUGCUUUAUUGUGCUUUGUUUCCUGUGGACGGAGCCGGGCUGACUGUUUUCCCCCAUUUCCAGUCUUUAUGGUAAGCUAAGCUAAGUUGCUUAUAUCAGAUAGUUUAUAUCAUUGAACUCUCAGCAAGAAAACAAAAUUUGUUUCUUUCCCAAAAUGUUGAGCUAUUCCUAUAAGUUGUGUGAGCUAUGGAAAAAUUAGAAGCACAUCCUGAAAUUAGAACAUUUUGAAAAUAUGCUGAAAGUAACUACACUGUAUGUUACCUCUUAAACUGUUAUGUUGCCAUAAUGGCUCCAAUUUAUUUAUUUGUUUAGUGUUGGUAAAUAUUUGUGCUAAAAUUACAUUUUCUCCCCAAAUACAAACAGUAAAAAUCAAGCACUACCAUACUGUACCAUGAUUUUAGUUGCAUUAAUGUAUUCUGUGUGACACGCCACUGCAUGUUAUGUUGUACAAAUGAGGUAUGCAUUUCUAUCCUUAUUCAUAAUAUCCAGUUUUAUAUGUGCUAUUUUCAUUGGUUUGCCGUCUGUGUGUUUGCAGGUUUUGUAUUUUGGAGUUGUUUUUAUUUGAUGAAAGUUUUUCUCAUGAAACUGAAUGUAAAGUGAUUGUAGUUCAUUCAUUUCUCUUGCUGUGCCUUGAACAAACACUCCUUUUUGUGUGACAAUCCAGCAUGGCCUGAAAUAUGCUGCAUGGACUGAAAACUAAAGAGUGGAGAAACAUCUAAGAGAUGAAAACACAACAACAAACACAUAAACAAUCCAGAGUAGUGAUUUUCAUCACACAGUCAAUGGGUAGCUCAUUCUGUUAGUCACGAGACAAGCAGUAGGCUUAUUCCACUAACAUACUGACAAAACAAUCUUCAAGCACUUACUACCAUUUUCUGGAGCUUUCAAACCAUAUCACAUGGUCUUCAUCUGCAAGUUAGUUUGUCACAGAAUUGUGGAUGAAAAAACUUUCCACUUUUCAGUGCAUGUUUAGGAGUUUUCUCCAUGCUUGACAGCACAUUCUUGACUAUGCUAAAAAAGAAAAAGAAAUCUCUACUCGAGGUCCACUUACUUGCUCUUUGUGGAACUUUAAACGUCUAAUGUGGAGGAUUUAGAGUCAUCCAAUGCUAACAUUAACAUUGUCGCCUCACAGCAAGAGGGUUCCUGGUUCAAAAUUAGGGUAGGGGUUUCGAAUCCCGGGGUGGAGAGUCCUUCUGUGCAGAGUUUGCAUGUUCUCCCCAUGUUUUCUUUGGGUACUCCGGCUUCCUCCCACAGUCCAAAGACAUGCAGGUUAAUUGGUGACUCUAAAUUGGCCGUAGGUGUGAAUGUGAGUGUGAAUGGUUGUCCGUCCCUAUGUGUCAGCCCUGUGAUAGUCUGGUGACCUGUCCAGGGUGUACCCUGCCUCUCGCUCAGUGUCAGCUAGGAUGGGCUCCAGCCCCCGCACCCCCUAACAGGAUAAGCGGUUACAGAAAACAAAUGUAUGAAUAAGAAUAGUUGUGUGUUUGUUACCUUAGAAUGAGCCAUGCAUAUCUUUAUACAGAGCAGGUCCUCUUCUACGGAGUCUGCCAUUUUGUUCUACAGUAGCCCAGACAAAUCAAACACUGACUCUAUGUUUUCAGAUGUCCCUUUUACAAUGGUAGUCUUCAGGGAAAGUGCUGCAGGGGAUUUUUUUUCACUGCUAUACUGCAAGUGACCACUUGUAAAAUUGGAGGCAAGGCUGAGCAGCUCUCUUAGGGGCCUGCUUGGCACAUGUAAGAAGUUUCAGUUCUGCAGCGUUACUGCUAUGUGCCACUAAAUCCUACACACUGGACCUUUAAGAGUAAACUGUAAUGGUCAACUUGUGCAGCAGCAUGGACACUGAGAAGUCCUAAAGAUGCCCAGGAUAAUAGAAAGAUUGAAGGUCUACAGAUCAGUGACAGCGAAGCAAACUUGCUUGCUGAUGAAGACCAACACUGUCAACACUAGGCAAACUUACUGUGUGUCUUUACAUCACAGCAGUUGCAUCGCUUUUUUAAGCUUUGCAUUGUGUACUUGUCGGUGCCUUGUUGUCAAUUUCAAUCAGUUUCUCAACUGUUGUAUUCUUUGAUUAUACAGAACAUAUACAAUCUAUGGCCAAUCUAAAAUCUUUUAAAGUGGUUUAAUCCAGUGUCAUUUGCUUGUGUGUGAUUUCUCUGUAGGUCGUUUUAAUUGUAACAUGUUUGAUGAACAGUGACAGCACUGUCUAGAUCAGCUCAGCAAAUCUUCUGUCAGAACAGCUGAAAAAGCUUCUUGAUGUCCAGUCCUGUUGUUUUAGUCCAUUUUAUGUUCUGUAUGAAGGUUUAAUAUAGUUGAAUCAUAUAAAAUCACAGGCCAGUACUUUCAUAAAAAUUGAUGGCAUAUUAUUGCCUAAAAUGAAAUGCACUUUGCUCCAUUUCACAAGGAAUCUAAUUCUAGCUCCUCGUGCUGUAUAAAACAGAUGAAAGCUGGCAGCAGAGAGAAUGAAGUGGUCAGUGCUGAGAAUCAUGAAGUAAAAUCUAUUUGGAAAAAAAAAAAAACAUCAAAGAGCAUCUCAACAUUUCUGUCUGUGAGCUACCAACACUGUGGGUUUCUCUUGCAGAAGCUUGUUUCACAGAUCAUUAAAUGUACUUUCCUUUGAAAAUACAAAAUAAAACUUAUUAGGGUAUUCUUAGCUCUAAUGGCCAUGCAAGGAGGGAUUGUCCAUUUUCAUGCCUAACUAGUUUUAUUGUAUCCUGUCAUGUCUGUUCAUAUACUGUCGGCUUGGCCAUCCGAGGCCAUCUAUUUGGAGGUACAUUAGCUUUCCAGACACGUCCACUGGUUUUUGCUCUUGGUUAUGAAAUGUGUGUAUCAAAAGUGCUUUACUUUAUGCAGUAUGUGAGCCUGCUGUAAAUGUGGGUUAUUUUAUCUCCAAGAAGGUUGAGGUUAAGGGACAGACUGCAUUUGAGAUUGAUCUCUGUCAGGCUAACGAGUUUUCAUCUGUCAAAAGUGAAGUGCUGUGAUCUGAAAUUAAAAUUAAUUCAGCUCAAUCCACUCAUCUUGUGCCAUGAACUCCUUAUUGCUCUCCUCUGCUGUGGUCUGUGAUGAAGGGUUGUUGAGAGGCAGUGAGUCACAUUU
Messenger RNA from Epinephelus moara (kelp grouper), 7741 nucleotides. RefSeq names its product transmembrane protein 63C (gene tmem63c). The record is from RefSeq and is a predicted model, not a curated record. Gene Ontology annotation, cellular component: plasma membrane. Bases 106 to 2628 code for a protein of 840 amino acids. Lineage: Eukaryota; Metazoa; Chordata; Actinopteri; Perciformes; Serranidae. The transcript is spliced from 23 exons. Gene Ontology annotation, molecular function: calcium-activated cation channel activity.